This is a messenger RNA of Rhodamnia argentea, 2789 nucleotides long. Its product is annotated as disease resistance protein RPV1-like. The transcript has 4 exons. Gene Ontology annotation, biological process: defense response. The record is from RefSeq and is a predicted model, not a curated record. The coding region runs from base 419 to 2740 and encodes 773 amino acids. NCBI's taxonomy places the organism in Eukaryota, Viridiplantae, Streptophyta, Magnoliopsida, Myrtales, Myrtaceae. Gene Ontology annotation, molecular function: ADP binding.
AGCAAGAGCUGCCUCGAGGAAUCGGAGCAAAUGGUGGAGUGCAUGGAAGAGAAGAAUCACAUCAUCAUCCCCAUCUUCUACUACGUUGACCCGUCGGAUGUACGCUACUGCAAGGGUUCCUUCGAGAGUGCUUUCCUUAAGCACAAGAACCGUGGCACUAAUGACAGUCAGAUCAAUUCCUGGAAGUCUGCUCUCCAGCGGAUCGCAGAGUUGAGUGGACACCAUCUUCACGAAAAAAGUGAAAUGUAAUUUCCACGAAACACUCUGGCCUUAGAUUACUUUUCUCAUCUAUCUCGCCUACUUUUGUGUUAAGAUUGACUAGAUUUAAAUGUUAUCGCAUAUAUCUUCAUUAUAAUAACGGUGAUGACAGCUGCAUCAUGCGCAAAUAAGUUUUCUUCUGCUUUUGAUCUUCCUUUCCAUGUCCGUUUUAUUCCACAUCCAUUUGGGCAGGUAUCAUGCUGAAGCCACAAAGCGAAUUGUCCGCGAAGUUCAGCAGAUUCUGAAGACAAAGGACCUAAUUGUGAUGGCACCGUUAGUCGGAGUCGAUCCUCAUGUGCAGGAAAUAAUGGCAAAGCUGAAGUUUGACUGCGGCAAUGGGCGAGCAGUUAAAAUUGGAGACACAAGUGAAAUGGUGUUAAUAUGUGGCAUCCCCGGGGUUGGCAAGACGGUCCUGGCAAAAUGUGUUUAUAAUAAACUUCAUCAUCUGUAUGAUGCCUGUAGCUUUCUUGAAAAGAUCCAACAAGAAAUUGAAGAUAAGGGAAUCGUGUCUGUGCAAAACCAACUAAUCUCGGACCUCCAUAACAGAAAUGUCCCAGAAUUUAAAUAUUCUGAUGGUGCUCUGAACUAUAUACAGGGCUGGUUUCACGCCAAGAAGGUCCUCGUUCUCCUUGACGAUGUUAAGGAUCAUGAGCAGCUCAGCGCAUUAGUCGGAGACCUUGAUUGGUUUGGCCUCGGUAGCACGGUCAUUGUGACAUCCCAAAGAGAUGACAUUCUUAUAAGAAUCGAUCGUGCGGAAAGUUUUGUCCUCAGAACGAUGGAACAAGAUAAAGCUCUGCAAUUAUUCUGUAGGCAUGCUUUUGAAAAGGAUUCUCCCCCUGAGGAAUUCAAGGAAGAGUCAAUACGUAUCGCUGCUGCUACUGAGGGGCUUCCUUCAGCGCUCGAGAGCGUAGGUAAAUCUCUAUUAAAAAGAAAAAGAAAAAGAGAGUGGACUGAAACAGUGACUGCAUUGGAAGAAGCUCCUCAUGAGAGCGUCCGAGAAGCCUUCUCCAAGAGCUAUAAAACUUUACAAAGGAAUGAACAGGAGAUAUUUCUUGAUAUAGCGUGCUUUUUCAAUGGAAAGGACAAGAGAAUCCCGUAUUACAUGUGGGAUGACCGUAAGUAUAUGCCUGCUCUAUCGAUUCUCUCUCUUCAUUCCAGGUCUUGGGUAGAAAUUGGGGAAAAGAAAGAAAUACGCAUGUGUGGGAUACUGAAGAAGUUUGGCCGGGAAAUUGUCGAGAGUGAAUUCAAGAGAGAACCUUGCAAGCGCCGGAGGCUGUGCGACUGCGAAGAAGCGCUGGAUGUACUAAGAGGAGGGAAGGGUACCCUGUACGUUGAAGCCCUCAGGCUGAAGUUUGCGGACCGGUCCAAAGGGAAUAUCAGUUUCAAAUGUGAUCAAAUUGAUGGUUUGCAGAACUCGAGGUUCCUCAAGCUGGAUCGGGCUGAUAUUCAGGGAAACUUUGGGGAUCGUCUUUCCAGCUUAAGGUGGCUUGAUUGGCAAGGGUGCCCUAAGAAUAUUAACGUUCGAAGGCUAAACCUGAAUUUGCAAAACUUAGUGGUUCUUAAUUUGUCGGGUAGUCAGGUUGACGGAGACUGGCGAGGUUGGGAGCUGCUUAAGCAGGCAAGGAAACUGAAAGUUUUGAAACUAACUGGUUGUGCCCAAUUGAUUGCCACUCCGGAAUUUCCUGCUUCAAUGGAGCUGGAAAGACUUAUUCUGGAAGGCUGCUCUAAAUUAGCAGUUAUCCAUCCAUCAUUUGGUAAUCUGACGAAGUUGGUAUAUUUGAACUUGAAGGGAUGCAGUUGCCUCAGUGAAUUGCCAGAUUUGGGUCCCAUGAGAGCCUUGAAAGAGCUGGUGAUCGAUGGAACUUCCAUUACUCGGAUUGAUUUCCAAGAAGGUUCCAUGAGGAAGCUCCAAAUUCUCAGUGCUCUCAGUUGUGAAAGACUGACUGAAAUAUCAGAUUCGAUCACGCACUUAAAGUCUGUCACAUAUCUCGCUCUAGACGGCAGUGAUAUCGGUACCCUCCCAGAACCCAUUGGAUCGCUGGAACAACUGAAAACACUGUCUCUGAAGAACUGCGAGAGGCUAAUCGACCUUCCAGAUGGAAUAGGGAAGCUCACGUCACUGCAAGCCCUGGACUUAUCGAACACUGCAAUUAGUAAGUUACCAACGUCAGUCAAGGAUUUGAAAGCUAUGAAAGUGCUUCGGAUGAGGCGUACUUUCAUAAGGGAGUUCCCCAGAGCUAUACUGAAUCUGGAGAAGCUGGAAGAGAUAGAUUUCUCCUUGUGCCGGAAUUUAGAAGGGAUGGUCCCCGACGAGAUUCGUGGAUCGUCAUCCUUGGCAGUCCUGAACCUGUCCAGCACUCAGAUUUGCGCCCUACCUGCAUGUCUAUCCCUCCUUUCUCGUCUCCAGAAGCUCGACAUCUCCAGAUGCGACAAACUUGAGAGCCUGCCCGAGUUGCCCUCUAGUUUGAUUAUUGUUCGUUAACGCUAGGAUCUGCCUAAGAUCGGGGGCGAGUCCAAGAAGUAUUAGUCGA